This is a messenger RNA of Pelobates fuscus (common spadefoot toad), 701 nucleotides long. RefSeq names its product ribosomal protein L9 (gene RPL9). Gene Ontology annotation, cellular component: cytosolic large ribosomal subunit; ribosome. Gene Ontology annotation, biological process: cytoplasmic translation. Lineage: Eukaryota; Metazoa; Chordata; Amphibia; Anura; Pelobatidae. The transcript has 7 exons. The coding region runs from base 63 to 641 and encodes 192 amino acids. Gene Ontology annotation, molecular function: structural constituent of ribosome; rRNA binding. The record is from RefSeq and is a predicted model, not a curated record.
ACAGUCUAGACAAGUCCAAUAUGCAUAUGUAAUUCUGACUCUUAAACAAUUUCUAUCUCAGAAUGAAGACCAUUCUCAGCAACCAGACUGUUGACAUCCCUGACAAGGUUGAUAUCCUCCUCAAGGGCCGCACAGUAACUGUGAAGGGGCCCAGGGGUGUCCUGCGCAAGAACUUUAACCACAUCAAUGUAGAGCUUUGCCUUCUGGGCAGGAAGAAGAGAAGGCUCCGUGUAGACAAAUGGUGGGGUAACAGAAAGGAGCUUGCCACAGUGCGCACAAUCUGCAGCCAUGUGCAAAACAUGGUCAAGGGUGUCACACUGGGUUUCCGAUACAAAAUGAGGUCGGUGUAUGCUCACUUCCCCAUCAACGUAGUUCUUCAGGAAAACGGCGCUCUUGUGGAAAUCAGAAACUUUUUGGGUGAAAAGUACAUCCGCAGAGUGCGCAUGAGAGACGGAGUGACUUGCUCCCUGUCUCAAGCCCAGAAGGAUGAACUGAUUCUUGAAGGAAAUGACAUUGAACUUGUAUCCAACUCAGCUGCUUUGAUCCAGCAAGCCACCACAGUCAAAAACAAGGAUAUCAGAAAGUUCUUGGAUGGUAUCUACGUUUCAGAGAAGGGAACUGUACAGCAGUCCGAUGAGUAAAAUAGUUUUCAGAUAUCUGAAUCCUGUGUCCCUUCGAUCAAUAAAAUAACUUUAUCUAAA